This is a messenger RNA of Seminavis robusta, 1637 nucleotides long. The record is from the annotation of a GenBank genome assembly. NCBI's taxonomy places the organism in Eukaryota, Bacillariophyta, Bacillariophyceae, Naviculales, Naviculaceae.
AUGAACGCCGAAGAAAGAAAGUCAGACUUCACUGCGCUGAAGAACACUUUUGCAGCGGAUCUCAGCACCGACUUUGAUCCCAGCAUCAACACGAGUCCCCAAGCUUACUUCAAUGGUCUGGCCGAUGAGUACAUUGGCAAGGAGCAAGACUCGUUGGAUCCCAAUUCUGCUCUCUUCAAAUUCAUCUCCAAGCUCAAUGAUGAGCAGAAGAUGUGGUGGGGUAGUCUAGGCAAAGCACGCAACGCUUUCUUUUCUACGCAACAGAGGGUGGAAACACCGGAAGGGGCUCGCGACCAGAAUGUGAAUCCCAAUCAUGCCGCGUUGCCACGACAGCCCGUGCCACAACAGCCCAGCAUGCUGCCGGGCAUGGCGACGGGGCUCCAAGAUCGUGGCCACCAAGGGCAAGGUAUCCCGAACUUGAGGAUGCCAGGACAGUUCGCCACGGAGCUCCAGGGCGUGGGCCUCGAGGGUGCCGGGCGCCCCCCUCGGCACAACAACGCGAAUCGCGCCGUUGAUCACGCGACCGAGCAAAUGGGCGGUGGUGGCGGUGGUGUCUCCAAUGGCGGUGCAGCGGCACCGGGACCCGGAUCGCGUCACAGAGCACCGCCUUUGCACAAUUGUGGUUCUGUACAUCGUUCUUGGGGACAGGCAAACCCUUUGCGCCACCACCAGCUACAACCACAUUUCCAAGCAGCGCCCUCUCCAUCGGUAGUUGCCAUGCAAGAAAUCAGUGCCAUGCAGAAUCGCGAAGUCGAUGCCCUAGGGGAACAAGCCAAUGCCCUAGGGGAACUAGCCAAGGUCGUACAGGCCCUAGGCCAGAACAUCGAGAACAUUUACCAGAACAUGUCCAAGAACACGGCCAAUGCUGUGAAGGAGAUUGUUGGCCUUUCUAGUUCUUGGGGACGAGCAAGCCCUAUGCAACACCACCAGGUACCGGUACAACCACAUUUUCAAGCAGCGCCCUCUCCCCUGGGAGAACAAGCUACUCAAAAUGUAUUGGUACUAGUAUCUGCUUUGAAAGAAAUCAAGGAAAUCACGAAGAUCGACGCGGAACUAAUUGUGGUGGAAGCCAUCAAACAAAAUGCGGCAUCCACCAACAGAGCACUCAACAGCGUGGACAAAAUUGUUGAGUAUCUUACGAAUCAAGGGAUGGUCCAACCACAAGCAACUCAAGGGACGCAGCCUCGGCAAUCUCGCACUCCACAGUUCGAUGAAUCUCGCACGGCCGCGACGGACACCAAUGGCGGUGAGUAAAGCCCUCGCCGCCAUUGCAAUGUCACGAUUGUCUCCUAACGCUGAAUGAGCUACUAGAAAAGGAGAAUCGUCGUCUCCAGGAGCAGAUUGGACGUGAAAAGACGGAUGAAUCGAAUCGGAUGGCGAAGAAUAAAAAGAAGACACGGAAACACCAUGUGGCUCCAAACGGCGAUGAAUCAGCCAGGCCACCUUUUUCCAAGUUCCAAGUACAUGUAUUCCAAGAAGAAACUCAAAAGUGUCAACAAGUUGAUCUAUGCACUCGAUCAAAGUCAUUACGUAGGGUACGGUACUGUACUGUACCCAUUCACCAAGUUCGUGACAAACAACCAUGGUGGCAGCCAAACCUGGCGGCCAUCUUUUAAAAUAAGUUUGCUGGCCAGAUA